UGUUUGUAGCAUACACACCAAAUUAACGUAUUUGUAUAGAGACGGGCGUAACCAUGAUAUUGUUUUAAUCUCAGUUUAAUUUAGUUAGGCACGUGUUUAACCUAUUCACUCAGGAAUUACACCAAUCUGUAUCGGUUCAUUUUCUGUCCAUGUGAAGUUCCUUUUGGAUUUAAUGAUGUCUAUAUCAUGUGCAGGAUGUGGUGGUCCCAUAAUGGAAAAAACCCUUUUAAACGCCAUCGAUCGUUUUUGGCAUACUUCAUGUCUUAAUUGUUCAUGUUGUGGUCUACGAUUAGAUGAAUUGGGACCUUCUGUUUUCGUUCGCUCAAACAUGCUACUGUGUCGACAAGAUUACCUUAAGUUGUUUGGUCUUUCGGGAACAUGUGCAAAAUGUCGAGUUCAAAUUCCUCCAGAUGAACUUGUCAUGAGAUGUCAAGAUAAAGUGUAUCAUGUGAAUUGUUUCUGUUGUACACAAUGUCAUUCUCCAUUGCAUCCCGGUGAUAAAGUUUGUAUUAUGGAUGGUAAUUUAUUCUGCGAGCAUGAAUUCCCACAUUUGUUCUCUGGACCAUCAAAAUUAAAUUCAUUAAGAUUAACAUCAUCUUCUGCAAGUCCUUGUACUUCUAAUGAUUCUGAUAUUGGACGCGGUCAAAUGAUUAAUGAGUUACCAUCGAAAAUAAAUGGUUUUCCAUCGUCUUCUAGAUCGUUUAAUAUGAAUCCUUCAUCUUUAGAACAACAACAGCAACAACAACAACAAUCAGCUAUUCCUAAUAAACUUAUAUUUUCACAGUCCGAUAUAAUGUCAACUCUUAGCCCUCAUCAUCCAUCCAGUCCAAGUAUGUCAUUUCCUAACAACAACAACAUGCAACAAAAUCAAGAUAAUAGUCAACCAAUGAUACCGCAUGGCUUUUAUGUUACAGACGUUGAGCAGCCUUUCAAUGAUGCACUCAAUAAUGUACAAAACACAUCAGAUAAACCCUUAAAAUCCUCCAUGAUCAACACGGCAGCUGAGACAACUACUGGUCGAAAGAAGCAACAAAAAAAAGUGGACAAUCGUCGAUGCCCCGCUCUUCGUGUUUGUUGAACCUGGGAGACUAAAUCUGUAACACAUUGUGAUUGGUCCUCAGGACCACAACCUUUUUCCCCUGCCAAUUUCAAUUUUGUUUUCAUGGAUAUCCCAUCCACCCCCACCUACGUGCCAUUUUUACUCAUUUCACUUCUUUUACAACACACGUCAGAUUAAAUAAAGAGAAUGGAGAAGAAGGUUUAUUGUUUUUCUUAUAUUAUUCACCUUUUUUUAUAAAUAUCUAUAACAAAAAAAUAUCUUUGACCAAAAUAUUCAGAGAUACGUGUGAAUACUUAAAGAAAAACAAUUGCAUAAAAUUGAUGAUGAGUUUGAAUGUGCAACAAAAACACACAUUCAUCAAUAUUCUUUGAAUAAAAAGUCUGUACAAAUUUCUUUUUUGUGCUGUUUAAUAUUUUUCAGAUGGGGAAAUAACUAAAGAAGUUAUAUACAACAUUUAAUAAACAUACCUUUGUAUUUCUUUUAAAAAAAAUAACUUACACUGUUUAGAACAGAG
Trichobilharzia szidati is the source of this 1574-nucleotide messenger RNA. Lineage: Eukaryota; Metazoa; Platyhelminthes; Trematoda; Strigeidida; Schistosomatidae. The record is from the annotation of a GenBank genome assembly.